AUGUCCUCUAAGCUGGUUGAGGCUGACCACAAGACCCAGGCCCUACAGACAGCUCUUGAAACAACUCAGACAGAGCUCUUCGAUCUGAAGACCAAGUAUGACGAGGACUGCACAGCCAAGGCCGAUGAGAUUGAAAUGGUGAUGACAGAUCUGGAGAGAGCCAAUCAGAGGGCGGAGGCAGCACAGAGGGAGGCGGACACUCUGAGGGAGCAGCUGACCUCUUCUAACCAAUCCCUGCAGGUGACUACCCAGAUCCAGACCACCCCAGACAUGGACCAGGCAGUGGAGGUGGUGUCCCGCUCCAGUCUGGAGGCAGAGCUGGGGGCCAAGGACAGAGACAUGGUUAAGCUGGUGGAAGAUGUCCAGAGACUGCAGGCCAGCCUUUCUAAACUCAGAGAGAGCUCCACGACACAGAUCAGACACAGCUUCAACUACAGUUGAGCACCAAGACUGCCACCUUCAAGCAACUGGAGCAAAAGCUGCAGGAACAGGCUGACUAUGAGGAGGUGAAGAAAGAGCUCAGCAUCCUCAAGUCUAUGGAGUUUGGCCCAUCGGACAGCUCAGUGCAGGCGAUGUCUAAACCCCUGGAAUUGUUGUUGUUGGAGAAGAACCGUAGUCUGCAGUCUGAGAGUUUCUCUCUGCGCAUCGCAAACACUGAGCUGAGCGGACGCUAUGCAGACCUGCAGCUGGAGUUCUCGUCUGCGGUCCGGACCAACGCCGAGCAGAAGGAGCUCAUCCUCAAACUGGAACACGACCUGAGCACCAUCCAGACCAUGUCCUCCCUGUCACGCCCUGAUGCUGAGGGGGCUGACCUGGCUAGCAUGAUUGACACCAUCCCUGAGCCAAUCAAAGAGGCCACUGCCAUGUUUGCAGGCCUAGGCGUGGCCCCCCAGGGGAAGCUGCCUCAAGGCCAGAUGGACUCUCUCCCCUCCAUCAUCUCCAGCCAGAGAGAGAGAGGUUCCGCUCCCGCAACCAGGAGCUGGAAGCUGAGAGUCGUUCCAUGCAGGUGACCAUGCAGGCCCUGCAGAGUGAGCUGUACAGCCUGCGUGCAGACAACAUCAAACUCUACGAGAAGAUCAAGUUCCUCCAGAGCUACCCUGGCAGAGCUGGAGGCAGUGAUGACACGGUUACAGUGCGUUACUCCUCUCAGACAACCUGUGAUUGGCUAAUGGGGCUUUCAAGACAACUGGGGAUUAGGGGGGGGGACUAGGGGGGGGGACUAGGUCAAAUCAUGGCAUCAGUGAUCUUCAGGUCAGAAAGUCAGGUAUAUCAUGUAUAUUUGUUAAGGGAUUAAAUAUUACAAGACAAUUUAAGAGAUGUUGGUUAAAGAUAAAGUUCUAUCCUUGGCUCCAUGUUGUUUUCUUAGUGGGGUGGCCAGGCAGGGACGUUGUUUCGAGUCAGAUGA
Molecule: messenger RNA, 1405 nt
Organism: Coregonus sp. 'balchen'
Lineage: Eukaryota; Metazoa; Chordata; Actinopteri; Salmoniformes; Salmonidae
Source: the annotation of a GenBank genome assembly